AUGGAUCAAGCGGCGCUCAAGGCUCAAGGCCUCAAGGAGCAUUACUGCAACAAGCUGAAGCUGCUAAACUGCAAGCAACACACCUCUCUGGGUCUUCAGAUGCAGAAUUCAGCUCACAAUGCAUCUCCAGCUCUACAGCCGAAACAAGAAAGCGUGUCUCCAGCACCUGAGAAGUCAAAAUAUAAGGGCAAGGAGAAAGAGAAACCUGCACUGAGAAAGAAAGGGAAAGGAAAGAAUGCACGUCCUUCUGGUAUUUCAGACACAGAGACAAGCCAGUUAGACAAUAAACUGAAGGAAGAGGCUGAGAUCAUUGAACAGAAAGACACAAAGGGGAAAGCGUCUUGGGACAAGGAGAAUGAGAAGAAACUUGCUGAAUACAUCUGUGCACCAGAAAGAUGGUCAAAAGCCCAGACCUCCAUUAAGAAGUAUUGCCAAGAGCUCUUAGGCUCGUUUAAUUCGUAUGGUUCAUACAAAGGCUUACCUGUUAUUAGGGCGGAUGGAUGUCCAGACAUCGAGAGGCCCAUUGAAUUCAGUUCUGGACAUAGCUUUGAGGAUAUUGAGGCAGAUGUUGAGGAGGACGAGAAGAAACACAAGAAAUCUGAUCCUGCUGCCACAUUCUCCAAAGUUGUCAGUGAGGCCCUGAAACUUGCACAAGAACGACAAGAAAAAAUGACAGAGCUCGAAUCUGAGCAAUUUGUGUACCAGAAACGAAAGGAUGAGAGGGAUGAAGAGUACCAGAGGAAAAGAAUGCAGUCUGAAGAUCGAGCUGCAGAAAUACGGAUGCUAUGCGAUUUGGAAGACCUGCACAACUCGAAAUUAGAUGGAUACUGUGCACUGCAUGAUUCAGAGGAUCCAGUAGAGAAGGAACUUGCUGUAGACCUUCAAGAUGAGCUUCGAGAGAUAGCACAAAGGAUCAGGGAACUUCGACAGGGUGGAAAUUAG
This is a messenger RNA of Fomitiporia mediterranea MF3/22, 942 nucleotides long. RefSeq lists its product as uncharacterized. The record is from RefSeq and is a predicted model, not a curated record. The transcript is spliced from 4 exons. NCBI's taxonomy places the organism in Eukaryota, Fungi, Basidiomycota, Agaricomycetes, Hymenochaetales, Hymenochaetaceae. Bases 1 to 942 code for a protein of 313 amino acids.